Molecule: messenger RNA, 3607 nt
Organism: Anolis sagrei ordinatus
Lineage: Eukaryota; Metazoa; Chordata; Lepidosauria; Squamata; Anolidae
Gene: VEZT
Product: vezatin, adherens junctions transmembrane protein
Biological process (GO): cell-cell adhesion
Cellular component (GO): plasma membrane
Molecular function (GO): myosin binding
Source: RefSeq, a predicted model, not a curated record
CCCCGCAAUGGCUCUUGGGAGGUGUAGUUCCCGUGCGCAGGCGUCCCAGGCCUGAGAGGGGGCCUGAUUUAGAAGUCGCGGCUCUGGUCGGACUCGGUUUCCCAUCGUGCCUCGGGAGAGCGGCGCGGAUGGCGGAGAAGGAUGACACCGGAGUUUGACGACGAAGUGGUGUUUGAGAAUUCACCACUUUAUCAGUACUUACAGGAUUUGGGACACACUGAUUUUGAAAAAUGCUCAUCUGUGGUGCAAAAGCAAGAAGAAUGUACAGCCAAAGAGGGACAAAAAGACAUGGAUACAAGUCUCAUUCAGAAGAAAAGUACUUUGUCAAACCUAGCUGAGAGAUUUACCAGCUGGCUACUUUUUUUACCACACAAGAAAAAAGAUGAUGUGCUCCACCAGUUGGAUGUUGGUUUUCGCUCAGAGGCUCUCCACACCAUCCUGCAACAGGAAGUUCUGCUGCAGGAGGAUGUUGAACUGAUUGAGCUGCUUGACCCCAGCAUCCUGUCUGCAGGACAGCCCAAGCAACAGGAAUGUGGACAUCUUCCAACGCUACGCUCCCUAGCAACUCCUAAUAUUUGGGAUCUUUCAUUAUUGUUUGCCAUCAUCAGCACCCUGGUUAUGCUUCCUUCUUUGUGGAAUGGGUUCCUUGGACUUGUGUGGGGAAUAGGCCUGUUGGUCUACUUAAGCUUGAGAGCUUUGGACACAUUGAGGACUGCCAAGCUGCAAAUGUCUCUCAGAAAAUGUCAUCUCCAACUAGAAGAUAUAGUAGCAAAUUGCCGAGCAUUCACCAAUCUUGUGAGGAAAGCUCUACGGCUCAUUCAAGAAACUGAAGUCAUUUCCAGAGGAUUUACUCUUUUGCUUGACAGGGUCAGUGCUGCUUGCCCAUUUAAUAAAGCUGGACAACAUCCUUGUCAGCAUCUCAUGGGUCUCCGGAAAGCUGUGUACCGAUCCGUAAGAGCCAAUUUCAGAGCCUCAAGACUUGCCACCUUAUAUAUGCUGAAAAAUUACCCAUUGAAUUCUGAGAGUGACAAUGUGACAAAUUACAUCUGUGUUGUGCCUUUUAAAGAAUUGGGCCUGGGACUAAGUGAAGAACAAGUGUCAGAAGAAGCAGCACAUAAUUUUACAGAUGGCUUCAGUCUGCCUGCACUAAAGGUUCUAUUUCAGCUUUGGGUUGGGCAAAGUUCUGAGUUCUUCAGGCGGCUUGUUCUUCUGCUUUCGCCUUCCAAUGCAUCUCUCAAGACUCUGAUUACGGCAGAACGUUUGCCUCUUUCUGUCUUUUCUGAUGUGACUCAAGGCCUCCCUCACGCUCAUGCUGCUUGCUUAGAAGAACUUAAACGAAGCUAUGAGUUCUAUCGGUAUUUUGAAACACAUCACCAAUCCAGUCUGGAAAGAUCAGUCAAAACUCAACAGAAAUCAAGAGAGCUAAACCAUCUCCAAACAGCAGUGCGUAGUUUGCAACUCCAUCUAAAGGCCUUACUGAAUGAAGUAAUAAUUCUUGAAGAUGAGCUUGAAAAAUUUAUUAGUUCCAAAGAAAGUCAAGAACUAACCACAGAAGCCUAUCAGAUUGUAGAAAAAAAACUGCAACUCAUCCAGCCUCACAUGCAAGCUAGCAACAGCUGUUGGGAGGAGGCCAUUUCUCAGGUGGACAGAAUGGUUCGAAGAAACCCAGAUAGAACAGAAAAACCUGAACCAUCAUGUGAGAACAAGCACUGCACAAUACCCUUGCAACAGCCAACUCUACACAUAGAGGAUAAAGAUCCAAUCCCUGAAGAACAGGAACUUGAAGCCUAUGUUGAUGAUACAGAUAUAGACAGCGAAUAUAAAGGGGAUGACUUUUACUACUUUUCCUUGGAAGACAGAGAGAGACAAAAACGUGAAAGAGAGGAAUCGAAGAGAGUGCUGCAAGAACUAAAAUCUGUGUUAGGAUUUAAAGCUUCUGAGGCAGAAAGGCAAAAGUGGAAGCAACUUCUAUUUAGUGAUCAUGCUGCAGUGAAGCACCUGCCUAUUGCAAAAUCAGGGGAACCCAUAAAUACUUCGGAGUUGUCUCUGAAUUCAGAGUCAGAGAAACAGCAUUGUAUCCAAAACUUGGAGGAGACUGUGUAUAACCAAAAGCUAGAAGCCUCUGACAAAGAGAAAAGUAGGACGGAAUACCUAUCUGAUGGGUCUUGUGUGAAUAAUAAAAAUGACGUAGCUGCUAAUGGUAACUCACCAGAAAAAAGGACAUGUUACCAAUGCAAUGGAGAAGGUGACGAAUCUGAGCUGACAGAUGUGGACAAAAUGAACGUGUUGCAGCUAACUGACAGAGAUGUGUUACAGUCCUCCAUCAAACAACGGCUGGCUGAUCUUCAUAUAUCAACAGAUUUCAAUUUUGCAUCUGGUAUAGCAGCACAGGUUGCUGCAAAGUCACUUACCUUUGCAAACAUGCAAGAACAAACAUUUGGAAAUGAGGAAGAGGACGAGGAAGAAACACAGGAGGAUGAGGAGUUUUUUGAAAAACAUAAAGGAGAAGGAGACAACUGUAAAAAUGAAAGCUUAUAGAGUUCAACCAGGCACUGCCUUGCUUAUCUGAACACCACAAAGUUUGUGAGAUAACAAAAGAAACUCAUACAGCCAUUCAGAACUGAAACACGUAAUGGCAAAUACGGGAUAACAUGUCCUUUCAUCGUGGUAUCAAUUGGACUUCACUGGUCUUUUGAAAAAAUAUGUAUGUAUAAACAUGUAAGUAUAAACUAGACUCAAAGGGUGUAGUCUGGUUCUCACAGGCCCCAUGGAGUAAAUUUCUUUUAAUAUUUUAUUUUUAUUUAUUUAUAUUAUUAUUAUAAGGAUUUUUCCCUUAAAAGCAAACAUCUUCGUUGUCAUCUUCUAAAUGUUAUAAAUAGCAACCUUCAUUAUAAAACUUGAACUGAUUCACAAACAAGAACAUAAACAACCAUGGUGUUCUCUCUGAAGGCUUUAUUUUCUCUAUUGUAUUUGGAUUGUAUCACUUGUUUUUCUUCAUCUGAUGGUUCAUCAGGCUUAUAGCCUGGACUCUUCAGUUUAAAAAAUGAAAGCCAUAGCAAGAAUAACCUGGAAUGUUAUUUCAAACUAAUACAAAGCUGCUAAUAGGAGGUUACAAAGCAAAACUAAUAUAUUUAUUUUCUUGUAUAUGAAUAUCUGGACGAGUGAUAAUAACUUCUACCAUUAUUACAUUCACAGUGAGUUUCCUAUACUCUCAAAUCCUCCCUAGCUAGGUCUCAUAAACCACACUUUUGCACAGAGAAAUGGAGUAGAUUUUUUAAAGUCUUCUUUUCAAUGCCUUUAUCUUUUUGCUCUCUUGUGUAGAUGAUUACAGUUUUAUUUUUGAAACAGAGUAAGUGGUACUUAUGCAUUUACACACCAAAUAUACCUCUGUGAAAUUUUAUUUGGAUACUUAUUCCAUUAUUUCAUUUUCACUCUGUUCUGCAAGUAUACUUCCAUAUACAGCACUUCUCUUUCUGUUGUUAAAGAGUACAGUGUUUACUUUAGCUAUCCCAAAUAUCAACAGUGGUAUUGUAACAGCUGCUAAGUGUAGCAUCAACAACUUCUGUGUGACAUGUUGAUUUUUAGAAAUAAAUGUACAUGAAGGGGA